Carica papaya (papaya) is the source of this 796-nucleotide messenger RNA. RefSeq lists its product as uncharacterized. NCBI's taxonomy places the organism in Eukaryota, Viridiplantae, Streptophyta, Magnoliopsida, Brassicales, Caricaceae. The record is from RefSeq and is a predicted model, not a curated record.
UGGUGCAGACAACUGAACGUAAUAUACCAUAAUUAAGCAGUACAAAUAUUAGGAGUUCCAGAGCAGCCAACCAGCCAUGCAACCUCACAGAGGGGGGAGUAGUUUUAAUACUCAUGGCGAUGUUGGUUCUCAAAGCAAUACAGUUGGAGAUAAUAAUCAUAGUACAUCAAACGUGACAGAAAAAUUUCACAGUCCAACAGUUUACGCAAGAACUAUCAAGAAUUAUAAUGUGGUAGUAAAGAAGCGACAUCAAGAUUCUAGUGAUGAUGAGCCGGAGACUGAGACUGACUAUGACGAUGACAAUUUACCACCACCUCACUCUUUUCCUCCGCCAUUCCUACCACCACCAAACCCAUGUGUCUUCCCUCGACCUCACCCUUUCGUAUUUGCUCGACCAAGACCUCUCUUCUUUCCUCGACCACCGACUCUUCUACCUCCUCCCGUUCCAUUUUUACCUCCUCCAUUUCCUCCACCUCCUCCACAUCCAUUUCUACAUAUGCCGUUUCCUCCGCCAGGUCCUUUCCCUUUCCCUUAAUCUUAUCAGCUACCACCGCUCUAGGGGCCAAAAGCUUUAUCCAUCUGAAGAACAUUUUCGGAGCUUCUAUAUAUUUCGUUAUGAUUUCGAGGUUUCUCUUCCAGUCUUGGAGGAUUUUCUUCCUCCAUAUAUUAUGCAUCUAAACUGCUAGAUCACUAUCUAUGUGCAAAUAGUUUAACUUAUAUUAAUGAAUGUUUGUACUCUACCUAUUUCUGAUUAAAAUAUAUACAACGAGAGAGAGUCAGUAAACUCAACUGAAAA